Messenger RNA from Ailuropoda melanoleuca (giant panda), 4444 nucleotides. RefSeq names its product signal-regulatory protein beta-1. The transcript is spliced from 6 exons. NCBI's taxonomy places the organism in Eukaryota, Metazoa, Chordata, Mammalia, Carnivora, Ursidae. The record is from RefSeq and is a predicted model, not a curated record. The coding region runs from base 76 to 1440 and encodes 454 amino acids.
CUGUCACUUCCUCUUCCGUGAGGGACACAAGGCUUCCCCUCUCGUCGCAGAGUGGCAUCCCGAGGCCUCUCCAGGAUGACAUUCAGACAGAGCGAGCUCCGGGCCACCACGAUGCCCGCACCUGCCACCCCACCCCGCCUGCCUCGGCCCUCCCUGCUGCUGCCUCUGCUGCUGGGCCUCACAGGUGUGGCAGGUGAGCUGGAGCUGCAGGUGAUCCAGCCUGACAAGUCCAUGUCUGUCGCAGCCGGACAGACAGCCACUCUGCGCUGCACCGUGACCUCCCUGCUCCCCAUUGGGCCGGUUGAGUGGUUCCGGGGGACAGGGCCAACCCGGGAGUCAGUCUACAAUUUCAAAGGAGGCCACUACCCCCGAGUAACAUAUGUUUCAGACGCCACAAGGAGAAACAACACGGACUUUUCCAUCCACAUCAGUGACAUCACCCCAGCAGACGCCGGUACCUACUACUGUGUGAAGUUCCAGAGAGGCAGCCCGGAUGUGGAGUUUAAGUCUGGACCAGGCACCAGGAUGUUUGUACCUGCUAAGCCCUCCCUUCCAGAGAUUUCUGGCCCCUCCAACAGAGCCAGCCCAGGCCAGAGAGUGAAUCUCACCUGCACAGCAACUGGCUUCUUUCCCAAAAACAUAUACCUGAAAUGGUUUGAAAAUGACAUGGAGUUACCAGCCUUACAGACCCUGGUCUUCCUGCCUAGAGACGCUGGAUCCUACACCAUCAUCAGCACAGUGCUGGUGACCCUUGACUUAUCCUCACUCCACUCCCAGCUCACCUGCCAAGUGGCUCACAGUAUGUUGCAGCGCCCCCUCAGUAGGCACGUGAACAUCUCCAAAUUCCUGCAAGUUAUACCCACAGUGACUAUAUUGGCACACCGGGUCCCAAGCCUCCAGCUGGCCAUCCUCACCUGCCACGUGCAAAGGUUCUACCCCGAAGUCAUACGAAUCACCUGGCUAGAGAUGAACGGAUGCUUUAAGGCCUGUGAGGCUCCCGCCCGCACCAGGAACCCAGACGGCACGUUCAACGAAGACGGUCAUAUCCUGGUUUACACCUCAGGGAACAAAACGCAGUUUACCUGCCAAGUGCAGCAAGAGGCCCAGCCCCUGCUCCAAGCCAGCGUGCCCCUGAGUGAGCUCAGAGAAGAGCCAGCGUGUCUGGAUGCCAGAGCAUCCAGCUCCCUGUCUGGAAUCCUCAUCCUGCUUGGCUGGAAGUUGUUUCCCCUGACAGCACUCUGCAUCAUCUAUGUCCUCAAGAGAAGAGUCCCUUCCAACUUCCUGCUUCCCCUGCAGGUCACAGACACAGCAAGGCCCUCCUCAGUGACACAGGACCCUCAGUCCCCUCCUGUUUUAUUCAGGAGGACUGAUCCAGGAGAGGCCCUGGCCGUGAAGUCUGCAGCCACUACCAAAGCUUCUCCCGCCUCACCAGCCUUCUGAGACCUGGCCUGCACCGGCUGUCCCUCGCUGUGUCCUGCAGCCCCCAGAGAAAGGGAGAGCCUGGACCGGGAGGGUCAGUAGUGAGAGGUAUGAAGGAAAGAAGCUUCUCUGGGGAUUCUGGCCAUGAAGUUCAUGAACAAGAAACCCAGUAGAGACAAAACAAUUUCCUACCCAGGGAGAAACACAAACCCGCGAUUCUGAAGGCCCCUUCCCAACUCCUCAAGGAAAGCCCAUGGUGGGCACCCAAAAUGGUAUGACACCUUCACAGCUCCAUCAUUAAAAUGGGAUUAAAAGAAACAUUUAUGGCCAAAAAACAUAUGAAGAGAUGUCCAAUCUCAUUAGUAAUCAGGAAAAGCCAGAGCAAAACCACACUGAGAUCCCACUUUGUUCCUACUCCAAAAGAAAAGAUAAAGAGGCAACUGGCUCCGUCUUAUGUUGCUGAUAGGUAUGUAAAAAUUGGCACUGGUGCUUUGGAAAACAGUUUGGAAAAUUUGAACUUGAACAUUCACAUACUCCAUAACCUGCUAUUUCCGCCUUUAAGUUAUAUAUAUUCCCCAGAGAAACUCUUCACAUGUGCUCCCGGAGGUAUAUUCAAGUAUAUACAUGGUAGCAUGGUUUCAAACUAGCAAAACCUGAGAGAACGAUCCAAACGCGCAUCCACAGGAUGAUGGGUGAAUAAUUCAGUACAAUCCCAGAAUGGAACGUUAUACAGCAAUAAAAAUGAAGGAACACAAUAAUACAGAUAAGUCUUAGCAAAAAAAUUUAAGGAGUAAGCCCCAAAAGAUUUCAUACAGCAUGAUACUAUGUUUAUAAAGCUAAAAACAGCUAACAGAUGGUUUUUAGGGAUACAUAUAAAUAUGAUAAACCCAUAUUUUUUCCAAAAGGAUGAACUCAAGAUUUUAAAUAGUAGUUACCUGAGGUGGGGGAAGGGAAAAGGAUGAGAAGGGUGGGUAUGUAUAGGUAGAUGGAAGUUAAUAUCAGGAUUCUAGCUUCCAUGCUGGAUGGUGGCUUCAUGAAUGUUUUUAUCAUCAUACAUUUAAAAUGGAAAGAAUAACAAUAUAAGAUUGAUAAGUAGGUAUAUCAAUAGAUAGGUAGAGAGAUGGGCAGAUUAUUGGAAGGAAAGGAGGGAGGGAUGGGGGUGGAUGGAUGGAUAAGAAGAUUAAUAAAAGAGGGCCAUGCAUGGAUCAAUGAUGAGGGUGUGAUGAAGCAAGAAUUGUGAUAGGUACAAUUCCACGUACUUAAGAUCCAAAGGAGAAAUAAAUAGAAGGACAAUCCCUAAGGAACCUCCAAGUUCCCUUUAUUACCACAUUUACAAAUCCACCUUAGGAGGAAAGCAUAGUUAAUGGGUGUCACCAGGGUGUCUAGCACUUCUCAAGCAGUAUCUUAUUUCAUCCUCAUACCAGUCCCACAAGGUAGGCACCAUUCCCCACCCUGCAGGUGAAGAAUCUGAAGGAAAAAAAAAAAAAAAGAAUCUGAAGGAACCGACUCAGUGUUACUCAGAUGACAAGUGGUGGAACCAAAAAGCCCGGAUUCAAACUCAGCUCUGCUCAGUGCUUUCCAGGGAGCCACACUGCCUACUGUCUAUGGACAGAUGGGGAGACCUUGAUCCAUCCUCAUUCUACUACUUCCCGAUGUCCCAGGCCUGCUGUUCUACACGAAAGCCCACUCUGUGCCUCCAAGUAGGGAGCAGAAGGGAAGAACACAUGCACUUUGCCAGUCGUGGAGUAGAUCUAGGGUUAGUCCUGAGCCCCAAAAUAGCCCUGGUAAAGAUCUGGGGGAGGUAGUGUAGGCCAAGUUCUGGAGAAAGGCUCUCUGUAGAAGGAUGAACAGGCAUCCUACUGUGUUUGUUUCACUGUGGUCUUGAACCUUCGUAGUCACAAAAAUAGGGGUGCUGAGCCCAACCUCCAUUACCCCUUAGACAUGAAUCUCCUCUUCAACGUUUUCUACUCGCAGUAGAGAGGCUUCCACUUGAACAUCCCCAUCCCCAGACUCCCAUGCUGGGAGCCUUGGGAUGUCCUGGCCUCCCUCCCCACACACACCUCCCCCCAGAAGCGGGCCAGGAGAAGGAUGAGGCCAGCAAAGUGCCUAGGGAGCAAAAUUUACAGGGACACUCUCUCUGGGUUGAGCAAGGACUUGCCACGUCCUAUUUUGGGUCCUAGACGCCCUAGAUGUCGAAGCCCCAUGACUUCUGCCCUCUCCUGUUCGUCUUCACGGUUGCUCAGCCCCUGAUCAGCAUAUACCUCGAUCACACUAAUAGCCUCCUUACGAUUCUCACUCUGGAGUCUCUAAGCCAUACACUUCAAAGACCUCAGAAUGGUCUUUUCCAAACAUUUGCUCAUCUAUACUUCAAUUAAAAAAAAUACAUUAAAAAAACCUUCAAAUAGUUCCUUAGUCCCUAAAUCAUACCUCAAGAAGGUGACAGCGACUACCCCAGGUGUCCCAUAUUUUGUCACCAGAGGGAAAAUGAAGCAGUCAGAAGAGUCCCAGUUUGGACAUGAUGAUGCCUCACCCCUUUAGGAGAGAGCUCAUGUCCUGAGCAAGCCUGUAGCUUCCACGCAAAUAAUGGCUCAAUGCAAAGAAGGUGAUGCCUUCCUUUAUUCCACAAAUAUUACUGAGUUUAUACAGGCACCGUUUAGACACAAGGAAACACUGGUAAACACUGGUAGGGAUGGUCCUUACCCUUACGGAGUUUACAGUCUGAUGAAGACAGACACAAAAGAAAGAAGAGAGGGAAGGCGACAGGGAGGGAGGGAGGAAGGGAAAAAGCAGGAAGGAAGAAAGAAGAAAAUGAUACGUGUCCUGAAGAAAAUAAAAGGGUGCACAAGAUACUGCAGAUUGCCACGACAGAGAGCUCCAUGGAAUCAGGAAUUAAAUGGCAGCUGUCUAGAAAAAAACAGUGGAGAAAGCCUUUCUGAAAAGGGACUAUUUGAGCUGCUAUCUGAAAGUUACAAGAGUCCGGGGAAAGACACUCCUGUUACGGGAACCCAUUGCACCAAGACCUAAG